AUGGCUAUCAGCGAGCCCAUCAUCGUCUCCAAGUCUCUCCCGACUAUCCACCUCGACCUCCUCCGGGCCGAGAGCGCCGACGAGAGCAGGAACCUCCUCGACGCCUGCAAGAGCCACGGCUUCUUCUACCUCGACUUGACCAGCGAUGCCGAGCUGUGCAGGCUGUGGGCGGAGAUGCUCCGCAUCAUGGCCGAGUACUUCAACCAGCCUCUCGAGGUCAAGAUGCAGGACGCCCGUGGCAGCGACAACUUUGGCUACGAACCCAUGGGCACCGAGGAGGGGCCCAACCCCAAGACAAGAGACGGAUACGAGUCUCUCAAGUUCUCCCGCCGUGAAUUCCUCAAGGGCUCUUCCGACCUCACCACCUCGGUCCGCGCCCAGGAAGACAGCUUCUUCUCCUUCAUCAAGAACGCCCACGAAAUCACCCUGAUGAUCCUCUCGCGCCUCUCCUCGCAGCUGGGCCGCACCGACAGAGCCCGCUUCGAGGCCCACCACGCCGACCCGGGCCCAUCCCUCUCGACCCUCGGCCUCCUGCGCUACCCCAAACACGACAGGCCCGCCGGCGAGCCCAGGAACGUCGGCCACAACAAGCACACCGACGUCGGCUCCCUCACCUUCCUCCUCGCCGCCCAGUGGGGCCUGCAGUACCUCUCCCUGACCUCGCGCCGCUGGGAGUUCAUCGAGCCCCGGCCGGGCCACGCCAUCAUCAACGUCGGCGACAGCCUGCGCUUCCUCUCGGGCGGCGAGCUCGCCAGCGUCGUGCACCGCGUCGUCCCCCUGCGCAAGACCCAGGACGAGGACCGCUACAGCAUCGCCUACUUCCUCCGCAUGAACGACGGCGGCGUCUUCAGCGACACGACGGGCAAGGCCUGGACCGCCAACGAGUGGCACGACUUCAAGUUCGGCGUCUUCAAGAACCCGAGCGUCCUCGACGUCAAGGGCCAGUUCCUGACGGGCAUGAUGAUCAAGGACAGCGACAAGUUGGAGGGUCACGCCGCGGUUUCGGCAUAG
Colletotrichum higginsianum IMI 349063 is the source of this 1011-nucleotide messenger RNA. RefSeq names its product Gibberellin 20-oxidase. NCBI's taxonomy places the organism in Eukaryota, Fungi, Ascomycota, Sordariomycetes, Glomerellales, Glomerellaceae. The transcript has 3 exons. The record is from RefSeq and is a predicted model, not a curated record. Gene Ontology annotation, molecular function: dioxygenase activity. The coding region runs from base 1 to 1011 and encodes 336 amino acids.